ACUUUCCCACUCUCCCAGCAAAAUUCUCUAUUCCAGUGGCGAUCCUUUCUCCCUCCCAUCAAUUAACGCCGCAUAUACAUCCCGGCAACGAAACGAACUCCGACGGCGCUCUCUGUUCGCCACCGCCACCAUGAAAGACGACUAUGACCGCAGAGAACAAACGCCGCUUCCUUCUCUCCAUUUGAAGGAUCUCAAGACGAUCUCCGUUCUCGGACGCGGCGCCAAAGGCGUGGUGUUCUUAGUUCAGAGAGAAGGUGACGGCGAAUUGUCGGCUCUCAAGGUCAUCUCCCGAGCUUCGGUGGAGAUGAAGAACAAGGCUAGCGAUUACAGAAGAAUCUGGUUCGAACGAGACGCUUUGAGGUCGUUUCAGCAUCCACUUCUGCCGAGUCUCCGCGGAGUGGUUUCCACUGAAACGAUCGUCGGUUAUGCCAUGGAUUAUUGCUCUGGAGGCCAUCUCAAUGCUCUCAGAAACAAACAAACAGAGAAAAUGUUUUCCGACGAUAUUAUCCGAUUCUACGCUGCGGAAUUGGUACUUGCGUUGGAUUAUCUUCACGGAUUAGGAAUUGUAUAUAGAGAUUUGAAGCCGGAGAAUGUGAUGAUUCAAGGAAACGGGCACAUAAUGCUGAUCGAUUUCGAUCUCUCCGCUAAGCUCUCUCCAAAAUCUCCAGAAAUUCGUCAACCUCUCGAAUUGCGUUCCAAGUCAGAUCCGAAGUCGAAGAGCACGAAGAAGAAGACGAAGUUUCCAUCAUUCUACCGGCUCUGUAGCUCUGGAAUUUCGCCGGAGGAACUCGUUCCUCCGGCAGAUCGUCCGGUUCCCAGGUCCGACUCAGCAGAGAAGACGAAUUCCUUCGUAGGAACAGAAGAUUACGUGGCGCCGGAGGUCAUAAAGGGCGACGGCCACGAUUUCUCGGUGGACUGGUGGUGCUUAGGCGUGAUGAUGUACGAGAUGCUGUACGGGAAGACGCCGUUCAGAGGAUCGAACCGGAAGGAGACGUUUUACAGAGUAAUAUCUAAACCGCCGGAUUUGGCCGGGGAGCCGACGGCGUUGAGGGACCUAAUCGGGAAGCUUCUAGAAAAGGACCCGCAACGGCGGAUCACGGCGGAGGAAAUCAAACGCCACAGAUUUUUCAGAGGCGUAGAUUGGGAGUCAAUUACGGAAAUGCCCAGGCCGCCGUUCAUUCCGGCGUCAAUGGAGGAUUUGGAGGGGGUGGGAAAUGGUAAAGAAAUGGAGGUGGAGUCAUUUGUGGAGGGAAUGUUCAAAGUAGAGGAAAAGGGCAAAAAUAGUCAAGGAGAAAAUGGGAAUAACAGAGAAGUUUGGAUUGAAGGACUGGAUCAUCAUCCCACACAACACCAACUUAAGCAUUUUUCAGUAUUUUAAUUUAUUUUAAUGCGACUUGUACUUAGCUUUUUUUUCUUAGUUUUAAAUAGAGUUUCAUGUUCUGUUAAUCGCCAUAUAGACUGGUAAUUGAAUUCUAAAAUUUGGAAAAUUCUCUAUAAAAUAGUUAGUGAGUUGAUUAUUUCAUUAUACUCCGUAAAAAAUUAUUAACACAAAUAAAGAAACAAUAUCGUG
Molecule: messenger RNA, 1570 nt
Organism: Cuscuta campestris
Lineage: Eukaryota; Viridiplantae; Streptophyta; Magnoliopsida; Solanales; Convolvulaceae
Source: the annotation of a GenBank genome assembly